CAUGUCUUCCGUCUGGAUGGCGAAGCGAUAUUGAAAGCAGUUAAGACUUGAGUUCAACUUUUAAACUGAGUUUGUGUGUUUGUGUUUAAGUGCGCUUUAUUGAUCCUGUGGGUAAACACAAUGUCUGCCUCCGCUAUAUUUGUGCUGGAUCUGAAGGGGAAGGUGUUGAUAUGUCGGAACUACAAAGGCGAUGUGGACAUGGCGGAGAUUGACCACUUCAUGCCUUUACUCAUGCAACAUGAAGAGGAAGGCCUUGUCAGUCCUGUAAUGUCACAUGGCAGUGUUCACUUCAUGUGGAUCAAACACAGCAACCUGUACUUGGUUGCCAUCACAAACAAGAACUCCAAUGCCUCCCUUGUGUACUCAUUUCUCUACAAAGUAGUCGAAGUGUUCACAGAGUACUUCAAAGAGCUGGAGGAGGAGAGCAUUCAGGAUAAUUUUGUGGUUGUGUACGAGCUACUGGAUGAGCUGAUGGACUUUGGAUUCCCUCAGACUACUGACAGCAAGAUCCUGCAGGAAUACAUUACUCAGGAAGGGGCCAAGCUUGAAGUGGCAAAGAGCAAGGUGCCCACAACAGUCACCAACGCCGUCUCCUGGAGGUCUGAGGGUAUCAAAUACAAGAAGAACGAGGUCUUUAUUGAUGUCAUCGAGUCCAUCAACGUACUGGUGAAUGCUAACGGCAGUGUGAUGAGCAGUGACAUUGUCGGUAGCAUCAAGUUGAAGACUAUGUUGUCUGGGAUGCCUGAACUGCGGCUGGGCCUCAACGAUCGAGUGCUCUUUGCCCUCACUGGACGUGACAAGGGGAAGACAGUGGUGAUGGAGGAUGUGAAGUUCCACCAGUGCGUUCGUCUCUCGCGCUUUGACAGUGACCGAACGAUCUCCUUCAUCCCUCCAGAUGGGGAAUCUGAACUCAUGUCCUACCGCAUCAACACUCAUGUUAAACCGCUGAUAUGGAUCGAGUCAGUCAUAGAGAAAUUCUCUCACAGUCGAGUGGAAAUCAUGGUUAAGGCAAAGGGACAAUUUAAAAAACAGUCUGUGGCAAAUAAUGUGGAGGUGAGGGUCCCUGUCCCCAGUGAUGCUGACUCACCCAAGUUCAAAACCAGCACAGGAAAUGCUAAAUAUGUGCCUGAGAAGAACCUGGUGGUGUGGACCAUCAAGUCUUUCCCUGGAGGUAAAGAGUUUCUAAUGAGGGCUCACUUUGGUCUGCCCAGUGUGGAGAAGGAUGAGAUGGAGGGCAAACCUCCCAUAACUGUCAAAUUUGAAAUCCCAUACUUCACAGUCUCAGGAAUACAGGUGCGAUAUAUGAAGAUCAUAGAAAAAAGUGGUUACCAGGCAUUACCGUGGGUCCGCUACAUUACACAGAGUGGAGAUUACCAGCUGCGGACCAAUGUGUAAAACCUGAGGGGAUACUGUAUAUGACUUCCAGAGGAGCAUCAAAUGAUCACUUUAAUAACUGGACUGAAUGAAUGUCUUCAAAUUUCACCUUCUCUAUUUAAAUGUCACUGAUCUUGUUUUAUGAAAUAUGUGUUGAACAUGACUUGUGUUUUUUGAUUAAUAGACCAUUGCUAAUAAUUAAUAAUAAUUUAAAUGUCUGAUCCUAUUAUUACUUUUAAACAAUUUUGUCAGUUUCUUGUAUCCUUUUGUUGUUUAUUCACAAGUUUGCACCACCUUAUAAGUGAAGAUUUUGUCUUGACAUUGUAGUUAUGCAUUGUGCAAUCACAGUC
This is a messenger RNA of Scomber japonicus (chub mackerel), 1724 nucleotides long. RefSeq names its product adaptor related protein complex 1 subunit mu 2 (gene ap1m2). The transcript is spliced from 12 exons. Gene Ontology annotation, biological process: vesicle-mediated transport; intracellular protein transport. Bases 121 to 1395 code for a protein of 424 amino acids. Gene Ontology annotation, cellular component: clathrin-coated vesicle; clathrin adaptor complex. The record is from RefSeq and is a predicted model, not a curated record. Gene Ontology annotation, molecular function: clathrin-cargo adaptor activity. NCBI's taxonomy places the organism in Eukaryota, Metazoa, Chordata, Actinopteri, Scombriformes, Scombridae.